Molecule: messenger RNA, 629 nt
Organism: Trichomonas vaginalis G3
Lineage: Eukaryota; Parabasalia; Trichomonadida; Trichomonadidae
Exons: 1
Source: RefSeq, a predicted model, not a curated record
AUGACUUCUAUUGAUGAUUCAAAGCGUUCAUUAGUAGUUAUGGCUGAUUCAAGAGUUCGCAAGAAUGCAUCAGAACCAAUCAAUACAUACUCAUUCAUUCGUGGAAGUUAUGAUUCAACAUUAACCAGAACAGUAAACGAUAUAUUAAAUGAUUUGAAUAUUAAGGUAAGAGUUGAACAGAAGAGCGAAGAAAUAAAGAGUAUAAUGAAUGAAAACAAAGAUGUAAACAUUGACGAUAAACUUGCCCAGAGCAUAGUUGAUGGCAUCUGUGAUUUUGAAGUACAUAAUGAUGGUGGAAACAUGAAUUUAGAAAAAGAAGUUACAUUAUUCACACUGUUUCAAGCAAUUAAUUCGUUACCUAAUCAUUUAAUUAAUGAAGCAUACGAUAACGUUUAUAAUUUCUGCAGCUUAACAGAAAAUGCAAAAAGUAAUUUUGAAAAAGCACGUAGUAGAUAUGCACAUUUAAUGACUUCUCCAUUUGUUUUGGUGAAGAUUCUAAAACUUUAUCAAAAGGAAUAUUAUGAUGAAUAUGUUUUACCUUUAUUACGUAAGCCAAAAAUAACAUUUGAUAUCAAACUUGAUGACUCGUUUUUGAUAACAGAUAUUAGACGCAAGGCUGAAAAUCAUCA